AUGUCCUCCACGAGGGCCAUCAAGAAGAGCGCCUUUUCGUGCGAACCAUGUCGUCGUCGCAAGGUAAAAUGUGGUGGAGAGCAGCCGACAUGUAAUCGGUGUGCUGCCCGCGCGGAUGAGUGCGUCUAUAAACUUAACCCGACGUUAUCAUACACGUCACGGCUGGAGCAUCGCAUAAAGGAACUAGAAGCACAGCUUGCCGCGGCAAGAGCUCAUGCGCCAUCCGGAGCGGGAACGGGAGCAGGACCCUCAGAACCCUCCCGGACAUCAUCGCCCAGCAUCGGGCCGUCAGCGGGCCAGUCGCCCAUGACAGAUCCUCACCACUUUGAGUCGCAGGAUGAAGAGUCUGUGAGCGAGAGCUUCAAGGGCCUCAAGGUCGACGACAAGGGCGCCAUUACGUAUCAUGGCUCCACGAGCUUCUUCCAGCUACCGAGUGAUAGGCCGUCUGGCUCGAGAGACCAGCAGUCGACGUCUGAUCAGGCUAUGCAGAGGCGUGAGAGGCUUGUGGCCAACGCCUGGCAGCAGAGGGCGCUCGAGAACAUGUCCGAUAUACCGGAACCGUUUCAAUAUCUUCUCAACGUCCACUGGUGCUGGAUCCAACCUCUCUUCAACUUCAUCUACAGACCUGCCUUUACUCGUGACAUGCAGACAUUAGGGCCAUACUACUCCCACACCCUCAUGAACGCAGUCCUCUCCCACUCCAUCCGCUGGGGCCGCAGCGACCCGGCCACAAAAGACAAGCUCGACGAGUUCUACGACGGCGGCGCCCUCUUCGGCAAGCACGCGCGCAGCAUGGUCUUUGAGGAGCUCAGCCAGGGCGUCUGCUCCAUCCCCACCGUCCAGACCCUCCUGCUCCUCAGCGCGCAAGAGUGCAGCGUUGGCAACAGCGCCCAGGCGUGGACGUACAGCGGUCUCGCAUUCCGCAUCAUCGACCACCUCGGCAUCUGCGUCGACGGGCAGCGGUACCCCGGUUCCGUGCAGCUCGCUGACGAGGAUGUCGAGAUCCGUCAUCGCUUGUUCUGGAGUUGCUAUUUCUGGGAUAAGAUGAUUAGUCUGUACCUUGGGCGGUCGCCUUCGUUGCAGCAGACGUCUGUGUCGCCGCCGCAGAUUAUGUUCGACGACUCGGCCGAGAACGAGUCGUGGACGCCCUUUGGCGUCGUACCGGAAGGCGGCUGGAAGUAUCCCCCCGCAGCGGCGCACUCCACCUCAUGCUUCAUGCAAAUGUGCCGUCUCUCGAUAACCUUCAAUGAGAUCCUCGUCCACAUGUACGACCCCGUGCGGCCCAACAGCCAGACCGAGAUGCAGGACUGUCUCGCCAAGCAAGAAGUCGCGCUGCGGCAAUGGUGGGACGAACUCCCUCCGCACCUGAAGAUCGAACCCACGGCUCUCCCGGCCCUGGCGCCGCCGUCGCACAUCAUUACGUUGAACGUGCUCUACCGCACCUUCAAGAUCCUCCUCUACCGCCCCAUGCUGUCUCAGCGAGGAAGGGUAGGCGAUAACCUGCAGCCGGUGCAGCGGUACCUCGGCGAGUGCGUGACCUCGGCAACGGGCAUCAUCGCCAUCUUUGACCUCUUCUGCCGUUCCUUCGGCAUCAGCCACUGUGUUCUCUCCCUUUCGUAUAGCGUGUACAUUGCGGCGUCCAUCUUCCUGCUUCAGGUGCAGUCCAGCGUCGAGGAUACACAAGCGCUUCGCAGGCUGGAGUACUGCGUCCGUAUCCUAGCAUCCGUGAAGCGCAUUAACCCGGUCAUCAGCAGCGCCCUCAACCUCAUCACCCGCGAGCUCGUCGGCCUAGGCAUCGACAUCGGCGCCCUCGGCCUCCCCAAAACGGCCGCGACGCCGCCAAUGGCAACCUACGGCAUCCCGCAGCAAAGCCGUCACGGCGCCGGCGCCGAGAACAACAACAUGCCCCCGGCGUCCGUACCGCCCGGUCCGGAGGCCACCAGUUCCCCCGAGCAGAUUUACAACUUCCCUUUUGUCGACACCCUCGGCCCCGAGGCCUUUGCCAUUGAUCCGCAGGUCUUCCAGACCAUGUCUUCUAUAGAACCGUUGAGCGUCAGAGUCGGCGCGAUAGAUGAAUAG
Colletotrichum acutatum is the source of this 2079-nucleotide messenger RNA. Its product is annotated as fungal-specific transcription factor. The coding region runs from base 1 to 2079 and encodes 692 amino acids. The record is from RefSeq and is a predicted model, not a curated record. NCBI's taxonomy places the organism in Eukaryota, Fungi, Ascomycota, Sordariomycetes, Glomerellales, Glomerellaceae. Gene Ontology annotation, molecular function: DNA binding; DNA-binding transcription factor activity, RNA polymerase II-specific; zinc ion binding. Gene Ontology annotation, biological process: regulation of DNA-templated transcription; DNA-templated transcription. The transcript is spliced from 8 exons.